Molecule: messenger RNA, 1551 nt
Organism: Aspergillus caelatus
Lineage: Eukaryota; Fungi; Ascomycota; Eurotiomycetes; Eurotiales; Aspergillaceae
Product: pyridoxal phosphate-dependent transferase
Exons: 6
Coding region: 1-1551 (516 amino acids)
Biological process (GO): biosynthetic process; amino acid metabolic process
Molecular function (GO): transaminase activity; pyridoxal phosphate binding
Source: RefSeq, a predicted model, not a curated record
AUGAUGAACAUUCACGGCUUAUUAUCAACCCGCGGUGGCCUGAAUGUCACUCAGGUGCUUGGCAGGAUUCCGCCCCAUGUCUUGAAUCCAGCCUUGCAUCGUGAUGAGAUUGAUUUGUCCAUGGCGGAGAACCGGGUUAUCCGUCAUGAAAUUAUUCAGUUAGCCAAAGCGGCUAUCGAGACAAGUCUGCAUUACGAGCAUCUAGAUUGGCCCAAGGGCUUUUUCGGCGAUGCAACGUUGCUUGAUCUUCUUGCGAGUACAAUCAACACUCACUUCCGCCCCCAUUUCAAGGUAGCAUCAGACAAUAUUGCUGUGACAGCUGGGGCAGCUGCUGGUCUGGAUGCUAUCUUGUACAACAUUUGCAAUCCGGGUGACGGUGUACUUGUCCCAUGUCCGUACUGGAAUGGAUAUGAUGCACUCUUCGCUUUGCACUCUGAAGUCCGGCCUGUUGGUGUUGUGGUGCCAUCCCUCGAGGACUCUUUUGGUCCAGCACUCCUCUCGGCACUGGAAGAGUCGUACGAGAAUGCACCUUGUCCGAUCAAGGCGCUCGUACUCGCUAAUCCACACAACCCUCUCGGUCGACCAUACUGUCGAUCAAUUCUAGAACAAUGCAUGGCGUUCUGUCAACGGCGCAAUAUCCAUCUUGUUUCAGAUGAGGUGUUUGCGCUCAGCAGCUUUGCUAGCCCCGACUUUACGAAUCCCGAGUCCUUUGUCUCCUGUUUAAGCAUUGACCCUUCUGAUGCUGGAUGUGAUCCGCAACGCGUCCAUGUUGUGUGGAGCAUGAGCAAGGACCUUUCCGCGGGUGGCGCUCGACUGGGCUGCGUCGUCACCCGCAACCGGCCCCUCAGGGAUGUUGUGGGACUUGUGGCGUCCGUACAUGUAUCGGUGCUGUCCACCGUUUUUGCAAAGGAAGUGCUUGCCUCACCAAAGCUGCCAAAAUUGUUGACUCUCAGUGCUACCAAACUGGCAGAGACAUACACGACUUUGACGACCGCAUUCAAGGCCACUGGAAUUGAGUAUUUCCCGAGCUGUGCGACAGUGUUUGUCCUCGCUCGGUUGGCACCCCACGCAGCAACCUGGGAUGAGGAGAUGCUUGCCUUGCGCGCGUAUAUGCAGGCAGGUGUAGCCAUUGUGCCAGGAAGAGCAUACCAUAUGCCCGAGGAGCAGAAAGGAUGGAUGCGCGUCACCUUUGCAGUUUCCAAUGAGGAUUUGGCUGAGGGGAUCCAGAGGAUUAAGAAGGGUGUUAAACCUGAAGAUGACACGUCCGAAUUGACCUUUUGUUCCGUUUUCAUGGGCAAAAAGGCCGACGCCAAUUUCUACUUCUCAAAGGUCUCUGUUGAACAAUUCAAAGCAUCCGAAGCCAUGAUCGCACUUGGAAGUCAGGAACUAGACGAGUACUACCUAUAUUUGAAAGGCUGUGAAGACGUGACGAUUACAGAGGAUAUUGAAAACAUGCCAUGGGGCUUUCGACAGUUCACUAUCAGAGAUCACGAUGGGAAUCGAUUGACGUUCUUCAAAUUCCUGGAGGGAGGAAAUCCGGGUGAAGAAUGA